AUGAUUUCCGGUUCCACGCUCUCCUACUUUUUUGGCUUUUGGGCUUUGGCAUACCUCAUAGACGCAGGGCUUUCAGUCCACCCAUUUACAAAACAGCGUUACCUUGAAUUGAGAGGCCGAUCUGGUAUCUCUAUUCAGGUCCUCCAGGCUCGGUUCUUCACACAAAAAUUGAACCCUUUCUUCCACCGCCUUGGGAAUGUUGACUGGUUUCCUUGGGGCCUUUGGUUUUCUAUCGGUACAGCUUUUUCAGCUAUCUUCAUGUGUCUGAGCGUCGUUGUGCUUUCUCUACUGGCCUAUAACACCGUCAUGCGCAAGCCCAUUGAAAAACAAAUUAUAACUCCCGUGAUGCCAGGAGUCAACCUCCCCCUUAGUCAAGUUGGCUUCUACAUGCUUACCCUGCUGGUAUGUGUGGUUUUGCACGAGGCCGGACAUGCCUUGGCUGCUCUGCGCGAAAAAGUCCGACUGCACGGUUUCGGCUUCUUCCUGUUUGGUAUCUAUCCAGGAGCCUAUGUCGAUAUUAGCGACUCCGAUCUUUGCAGCUUGUCUCCUCUUCGCCAACUGAGGAUUUACUGCGCGGGCGUUUGGCACAACGGAGUGAUUGUAUUUCUCAGUCUCAUUUUGUUCCACGCCCUCCCAUGGCUUCUAGUUCCUGCUUAUUCAACAAACAGAGGUGUUGGCGUCGUCAGUGUACUGGAGGUAAUGCACAUUCCUGUAGUUUGUAAUACCUCAUUUUAA
Dibothriocephalus latus is the source of this 735-nucleotide messenger RNA. NCBI's taxonomy places the organism in Eukaryota, Metazoa, Platyhelminthes, Cestoda, Diphyllobothriidea, Diphyllobothriidae. The record is from the annotation of a GenBank genome assembly.